AUGACAAGUAUUUUGAAUGGUACAAGAUUUAUGUUUAUUGAACCCCUACCUGAUGGGAAAUGCCUACCGAGAACAAACUAUUGUGCUGGUGUCCAAUGUAAAAUAUUUCAUUUUGGACAACCUAAGAAAACAGGUAACCUGGUUUGUACCAACUGCUGGAGUACUAACCACACUAGAUCAAGGUGUACAUCCGAUACAUGUUGCAAAGUCUGCAAACAGCCUGGGCAUGCCCCUGGUGACAAAUCAUGCCCCCACUAUGAACCUCAGAAACAUGUUAUACCUUUUUGUGGAGCCGAUGAUGUCCUUUCAAAUUUUUUUCCUUGCGAGUUGGAUUUCUGUGGCGUCAAACAUAAGUCUGCUGAACAUGCUUUUCAAUAUACAAAAGCACUGCGUUGUGGCGACUUGGACGCAGCAAAUACCAUUAAGGAUGCAGAUGAUGCGCUUUCUGCCCUGCGUCUUGGGAAAAAAAUCAAAACCAAUGAACAAUGGGAGUCGACAAAAAAGGAGGUCAUGGAGGAUAUCCUUGAAAACAAGUGUGUUCAAGUCCCAGUCUUCUUAGAAAAGCUGAGAACCGCUAAGCAGUCCACAACCUUCGUGGAAGCCACUUAUAACAACGAGUGGGGAUCGGGACUGGAUCGUACGGGGACACUUAAUACCAAACCAGAUCACUGGCCGGAAUCUAAUAUCCUCGGUGUCAUGAUGAAGAAAAUCUCCAAAAAAGUUCGAAAAAGGAAACUAAGCGACAGCAUUAGUCGAAAACAAAAACAAGCUCAUCGUGAACAAUCAAGACAGCGCAAUAUCGUUCAGAUGCUGAAGGAUCUAAGAACUGCGUCCGACAGUGACGUUUCAGGGUGCAAUGCCGAUUCCGAUAGCUCUGAAGGGGACAAAUAGACAUUCAAGAUCCUCAAUCAUGACGCUGUAUAUAAAUGAACUGAACUAUUUAUACUAUUACAUAGGUACGUGUAUUUAAACAUUAUUACUUAGAAUAUAUAGUAGAACUAUUUCAUGUGUAAUUUAAACAUAAUAUCUGUCAAUGUUAGAGGGUUGAAUUUACAUGAAAAAAGGAAUAAGUUUUAUCUUUGGUUAGAACAAAAUAGAUUCGAUGUAGUAUUGAUACAAGAAACUCAUUAUAUAGAUAAAUUUAAAGAAAAAUAUGACUCAAAUUGGAAAGGUAUAUCCAUACAUGCCUUCUCUGAUUCUUCAUACAGCAGAGGGGUUUCCAUACUAUUUCGUAAAGAAAUUAAUGUAAAUAUUCUUAAUAUACACAAAUCUGAUGAUGCUAGGAAACUUUUAGUUAAUGUUAA
This is a messenger RNA of Saccostrea cuccullata (small rock oyster), 1304 nucleotides long. RefSeq lists its product as uncharacterized. Bases 1 to 891 code for a protein of 296 amino acids. The transcript has a single exon. The record is from RefSeq and is a predicted model, not a curated record. Lineage: Eukaryota; Metazoa; Mollusca; Bivalvia; Ostreida; Ostreidae.